Rhincodon typus (whale shark) is the source of this 4168-nucleotide messenger RNA. Its product is annotated as G protein-coupled receptor kinase 5. The record is from RefSeq and is a predicted model, not a curated record. Gene Ontology annotation, biological process: protein phosphorylation; signal transduction; regulation of signal transduction. Gene Ontology annotation, cellular component: cytoplasm. The transcript has 16 exons. The coding region runs from base 219 to 1994 and encodes 591 amino acids. Lineage: Eukaryota; Metazoa; Chordata; Chondrichthyes; Orectolobiformes; Rhincodontidae. Gene Ontology annotation, molecular function: ATP binding; G protein-coupled receptor kinase activity.
AGAUCGGCUGCCAGUCGCUCGCAGUGUGUGUGUGUGAUGUCCCGGUGCCCUGGCUGUAUCCAACACAGCGGGGGAGGACAAGGCGAAAGGGAAUCGGGAGAAGUGGCAGGCAGCCUGGCUCAGCCGGCAGCCUGAGAAAGCAGAGACAGCAAGGUUUGACAGUAGCAGCAGAGGGAGAAGAGGAGAGCAUUUCCUGAGCCGCAUUUCUCCCCAAGUCAAUGGAGCUGGAGAAUAUAGUCGCUAACACGGUCUUGUUAAAAGCCAGAGAAGGUGGUGGAGGAAAGCGCAAGGGUAAAAGUAAAAAGUGGAAAGAAAUAUUGAGGUUUCCUCAUGUGAGCCAAUGUGAAGAUCAAAGGAAAUCAAUAGAGAGAGACUAUUCCAGCCUAUGUGAGAAGCAGCCAAUUGGAAGACUACUUUUUCGUCAGUUCUGUGAAGCACAGCCUGAACUUCAGCACUACAUCAACUUUCUUGACUUAGUGGCGGAGUAUGAAGUUAUGCCAGAUGAAAAACGUGAGGAAAAAGGACAAGAAAUGAUCAGUAAAUACCUCACCCCAGAGUCCCCAGGAUAUAUACGAGAAGUCAGCGAGGAUAUUGUCCAGCAAUGUAAAGAAAAACUUGAAAUGAGUGCGUGCAAAGAGCUCUUCUGUAACUGUGUAAAGUCAGUGCAUGAUUAUCUCAGUGGACAGCCAUUUAAUGAAUACCAGGAAAGCAUGUAUUUUGAUCGCUUUCUCCAGUGGAAGUGGCUGGAAAGACAAGCUGUAACAAAAAACACAUUUCGGCAAUAUCGAGUGCUGGGAAAAGGUGGUUUUGGUGAGGUCUGUGCUUGUCAAGUGCGAGCCACAGGAAAAAUGUAUGCUUGUAAGAAGUUAGAGAAAAAGCGAAUAAAAAAACGAAAAGGAGAGGCAAUGGCUUUAAAUGAAAAGCAGAUUUUAGAAAAAGUGAACAGUAGAUUUGUAGUUAAUUUAGCUUAUGCUUAUGAAACAAAGGACGCAUUGUGCUUAGUUCUGACUUUAAUGAAUGGGGGUGACUUGAAGUUCCACAUCUAUAACAUGGGAAACCCAGGAUUUGAAGAAGAGCGAGCUGUAUUUUACGCAGCUGAGAUCUGCUGUGGACUGGGGGAUCUCCAUAAGGAAAACAUUGUUUACAGAGAUUUGAAACCUGAAAACAUAUUAUUAGAUGAUUAUGGUCACAUUAGGAUAUCUGAUCUGGGUUUAGCUGUGAAAAUUCCAGAAGGGGAGACAAUCCGUGGCAGGGUGGGAACAGUAGGAUAUAUGGCUCCAGAAGUAUUAAAUAAUCAGCGAUAUACAUUGAGCCCUGAUAUCUGGGGUCUGGGAUGCUUAAUCUAUGAAAUGAUUGCUGGUCAGUCUCCAUUUAGAGGACGAAAGGAGAAGGUGAAAAGGGAGGAAGUAGACAGACGAGUGUUGGAAACAGAAGAAAAUUACACAGACAAGUUCUCUGAAGAGGCAAAAUCUAUCUGCAAGAUGUUGCUAACCAAAGACCCCAAGCAAAGAUUGGGCUGUGCAGGAGGAGGUGCUUCCGAUGUGAAGAAAAACCCAUUCUUCAGGAAUAUCAAUUUCAAACGAUUAGAAGCAGGCAUAAUGGAGCCUCCAUUUGUACCUGAUCCACGAGCGGUCUAUUGCAAAGACGUGCUGGAUAUUGAACAGUUCUCCACUGUGAAAGGAGUAAACCUGGACCAGACAGAUGAUGAUUUUUAUUCAAAGUUUUCAACAGGCUGUGUUUCUAUUCCCUGGCAGAAUGAGAUGAUUGAAACAGAAUGUUUUAAAGAAUUAAAUGUGUUUGGUCCAAAUGGAAGCUUAUCUCAAGACCUUGACAGGAGCUACACCCCUGAACCACCCAAAAAGAGUUUUCUUCAAAGGUUAUUCCGGAGGCAGAAUCAUCAUAAUCAUUCAAACAGCACUACAAAUGUGAAGGCCCAUUCCAAUCAUCACAUGAAUUGCCAUCCAGCUAAUUCAAACUCUGGAGGAAAUAGCUAGUCCUCAGCUCAUCGUUCGUGUGGUGAUUCUUUGUAUUCUUCAGCUUUUCCCAUUUUCUGGAACUAUUUAGCGGAAAAGCACCAGUUCCUGGUAGGGUAUUCAUUCCACACGACAGAGCCGCUCCAUUUUUGUUGGUCUAGCUGCCUCACUUCCUCUCAGGUCUGUCUUGCAGGUUGGGAUCAUGACAUUUGAAACAAGAUGGUGUCUCCUUAGAAUAUUGCAAUAGCAAAUCAAUGAAAAUGGCUACUUGCACGUAUUUAAAUAUAGCAUUAUACCAGAACUGUAUUUUGUCUUUAUUAAAAAAAAGGAGGUUUUGUAAAUUUCUCUAUAACUGUCUCAGUUUACAUUUUGUACAUUUGUAUUUAAAAGUAAGUCAGAAUCAGGAUGUAUAUUUUCUGCCCAGCAGCUGUAAAGCCAUGUGCUGAUUCCACCAAUGAACAUCUUAUGUAUUUUUAUGAAUUGUGAUUUAAGACUUCCUCAGCAUUUAACAAUGAAAGAGAACUUUUUAAAUCUGCAAUAGAACAGUUUUUCAUAUUCUUUUGCCAUAUCUGCAGUUAUUUUAUAUUUUUGUAGUUUGUCUUACCCUGAAAUUUUAUUAAAUGUUGCUUUCAUUUGUAUUGCUUUUUAUUUCAUUUUUAUUUAACAAGUACAUCUUUCCUAUGAUUUCUCUGCAAGGGACUUUUUAAUCAGAGUGAAUGUAUUUUACAAUUUUUAAGGAGCUUUUCAUAGCAUGUAAAAUAUUCAACAGGGUUUUCAAAGUGAAAAUGCAAAUUUGAUGGGGAAAAGAACCUACUUAUGACAUAACUAAAAGUGAAUUUGGUUGAACCCUUAUACCACCUAAACAUGUCAUUUACCUUGGGCUAGUUGGAAUAACAUCUUAUUUACUUGUUAAGUGUUGUGAUCUGUAUGAAACUAGUCUCAUGGAAUUUUAGAUAAUAGUAGGGAAAUGUGGCAAUUUGGGCACUGGAGAAUUCGAAUAAUGAGACGUGCUGUUGAAUUGGAUUGUUAACUGGAAAGGAAUCUUAAUUUGGUGUGGCUUUUCAGUCCUGGCCCAGCUACUGGGAGGGGCAGUGAUCAACCAGAAGUAAGGAUUAUCCCUUUGAGGGGAGUUGAAAUGGACAGCCAUUCUCAGUGAUUCUUGUACAUCUAUUGAUAGAUGUAUUGACAGAGCUAUGGAUUCACAUUUACUUUGGAUGAUGAUCUAAAAGCUGAUUAUUUAGAAAGAAAAUAACGUGCAAAGGUGUUUCAGACACUUGCAGCCACCAGCACCUCCCCUGUCCCCUCAAUCUCUCUGGCUCACUUCCACUGCCCUAUCUAUGUAUGUUGUGGAUAGAAGAAUAUAUGGACCAAAAUUAAUUGAUAUUCAUCAGUGUUAUCAAUAGACAAGUCUGUAAGCUCCACUGGACUUAAGGAUGUGUUUCAGACUUACCAAUACCCAUGCCUCUUUGGUUUUACAUAAUGUACGUUUUGUGUCCUUAAUCCCUCCUAGGGGUUUUGCAGUUAAACAUUUUAGUGCAUACCCUCUACCAAAAUUGAUGAUUAUUUGCACUCAUAGAAAAGGCUGCACAGCAGUAGGAGGAUGUGUUGACAAAUGAUGCUACCUUUUAGAGAAAAAUAUACAAAUGGUGAAUUAUAGAGUAAAAUUAAAGCUGAAACUAAUAAUUCGAAAGUUUUUUUCACUCCUCAAUUCUGGGCACAUUUAUUUUCAUAAUCUUUAUGUAUAGUUCAAAUAUCGUCUGGUCAUUUAUAAAGGUGAAGAUUGUACAGUCAGGUGUGGUGUAAGGGUUAACUCUACCAAUGUGACCGUCUACUAACGUCCACAAACAUUAGAUGAAUAAACAUUUACCUUGAUGAUAUUAUUUUGUAUACAGUCAAUUCCUGUUAACUGAAUAAGUAUUGAUUGUAAUUGUAUUCAAUUUUUUUAAGUUUACGGUAGAUCUUAGUAAGAAUCUUCAGCAGGUCAUAUCCCAUGUGUAAUGUCAUCAUAAUGGGAGAUGUUCUGAAAUCAAACCAGUUUUCCAUUCUGUUUAAUUUUCUGUAAUUUAUGGAAUGAACAGUAAUGUUUCACUACAAUUAAUUGAGUUGUAUUGUUGGGUAACAGAUAUUAUAAUAUUCACUUAACAGGAAUUUACAACUUUCAUUAAUAAAAUAAAAAUAGAAGUUAGAAAAUUCUU